ACUUUCUGCUUUCAUUCUAAAUUUUGCACCGGACUCUGUUCUUCAAGACUCUGUUGAGCUCCCAAUGGUGUUUGACCUAUAGCAGAGCUUGUCCAACAUCCUGCCUCUAAAACGUGUAAAACAUAGAAGAUACGAUAUAUAGAUUUGAUAGGGCAUGGAGGAACACAACGGCAAUAUAUAAGGCAUCUUUCACCAGCUAGUCUUGUUUCGUUCCUCAGCAACUUUUGUAUUAAUGGAUUUUCAAAAUAAUGUUCCAAAGGUUCCUGAAGGCUGGAAAGCAGUUUGGGAUGAAAAGUAUUCGUGCUACUUCUAUGUGAACCUUGCUACCAAUGUUUCUCAGUGGGAUCGUCCCAUUGAACCUCCAGUAGAGAGGUUUGCUAAUACGGAAGACAGAGGCUUUAACCAAGGUGGCUAUGGUGGUCAAUAUCAGCAAGGUGGCUAUUCUACUGCUUACACUCAGCAACCCUAUGUUCAACAACCCUAUGUUCAACAACCCUAUGGUUAUCAACAGCAACCCUAUGGUUAUCAACAGCAACCCUAUGGUUAUCAACAGCAACCCUAUGGAGCUUUUCCUCCCCAAGCUGGUUAUGGGGGAUACCAGCAACCUGUCUACCAACAGCAGGGAAAGAGUGGUGGUGGUUUGGGCACUGCUGGUGCUGCUGCCAUCGGUUUAGGUGCUGGUUUGGUUGGUGGUGCCUUAAUUUAUGACGCUCUUGAUGAUAGUGACAAUGCUGGUGGUGGCGAUGAUUAGUUUAAUUCCACCUAGAUUUUAUGUUUUAUUUUUAUCAUUUUUGUGUUAGUUUUUCGGCUGCAUUUUAUCUUUGUUUUCUUAGUUUUUUCUUUCUAUUUGUCAAAUAAUAUCUUCUAUUUAAAUUUUGGGUUUUUGUAUUUACCUGUUUCUCGUCGCUG
This is a messenger RNA of Ascoidea rubescens DSM 1968, 909 nucleotides long. RefSeq names its product WW domain-containing protein. The coding region runs from base 233 to 751 and encodes 172 amino acids. NCBI's taxonomy places the organism in Eukaryota, Fungi, Ascomycota, Saccharomycetes, Ascoideales, Ascoideaceae. The record is from RefSeq and is a predicted model, not a curated record. Gene Ontology annotation, molecular function: protein binding. The transcript is spliced from 2 exons.